GGAUAAACACUCGGCGGUGGCGGCUGGGCUCCGGGCUCCGUGCUGUCCCAUCGCUGCCCCUCCUGGCUGGCCAGCGCGGCGGCUCCUCGGUGUUCCCGGCCGGCGGCCCGCGGGCACGGAGAGGCGGCCCGCCGGGUGCAGGAUGGCGACAGCCGUCGGGAUGAACAUCCAGCUGCUGCUGGAGGCGGCCGACUACCUGGAGCGGCGGGAGAGAGAAGCUGAACAUGGGUAUGCCUCCAUGUUGCCAUACAGUAGCAAGGACAGAGAUGCCUUCAAACGGAGGAACAAGCCCAAGAAGAACAGCACCAGUAGCAGAUCAACUCACAAUGAGAUGGAGAAGAACAGGCGUGCUCACCUCCGUCUGUGCCUAGAGAAGCUAAAGGGAUUGGUGCCGCUGGGCCCUGAGUCAAGCCGACACACCACCCUGAGUUUGCUGACAAAAGCCAAAUUGCACAUAAAGAAACUUGAAGAUUGUGACAGAAAAGCUGUCCACCAAAUAGACCAGCUUCAGCGGGAGCAGCGGCACCUGAAGCGGCGGCUAGAGAAGCUGGGUGCUGAGAGGACUCGGAUGGACAGCGUGGGCUCUGUAGUGUCCUCAGAGCGCUCCGACUCUGACAGGGAAGAGCUGGACGUGGACGUGGACGUGGACGUAGACGUGGACGUGGAGAGCACAGACUACCUCAAUGGGGACCUGGGCUGGAGCAGCAGCGUGAGUGACUCGGAUGAGCGAGGCAGCAUGCAGAGCCUGGGCAGUGAUGAGGGCUACUCCAGUGCCAGUGUCAAAAGAGCCAAGCUCCAGGAUGGGCACAAGGCAGGCCUCGGGCUAUAGGAGAGGGCACACCCAUCCUCUCCACCUCACCUGGUUAGGUAGUGUACCAGACCUGUCCAGACGCCCUUGCACGCAAACCUCAUGUACCACCUUGCCCACUAUCAGCUCUGUCCGCUUUGCAGAAAGCACAUAGGGUUGUGGUCGUGAGUGCGGUCAGUAGCUUCUCUGUCCAUACAUGUCGACGCUGAGAGACUGUACAUUCCAGUCAAUUCAGAGCACCCAAGAAUCCUUACCCCAAGCAAGUUUCACCUUCCAGCAGCCUCUGUGCACUGUCCUGCAGCUGAUGAGAUCUUCCUUAGUUUUCUGGCUCACGAUGGUACCUGCCCAGGAGAGAAGUUCAAGCUUUGUCUGGCACAUAGGAAACCGCAGCAAACAAACUUCUCAAAGGGAACUCAGUCUCAGAAACCCCAAAGGAAGCUUUGAAAGCAAAACCGAAGAGCACUGAGAAGCCCGGAGCACCGUCAGCAAGCCCUGCUGUGGUCCUGCCAUGGUGCUGUGGUGGCCCUGCUUAAAAGCAGGCACUCGGCAGCUCAGGAGAACAGUGUGCCCCCUGCAUGCUGUUCUGGGGGCUUGGUGUGUGCUGUGUCUCAAGACACCCCCGUGCCCCGAGUUUGUUGAUGCUACUUGUCUCUGGAACAUUGUCCUACCUCAGAGAUAGAUGAGAUCUCCAUUGUUCGCAUAACGAAAGUGACUGCUUCUUUGUCCCCUCAGUCCCCUCCACCUGCGUCCUUGUCGGGUUCCCAGCAAUAACUGAGUUUUGGCAGUGGCUGAGCUGGUAGCCACUGUCUGUGAGAGAAAGAAGCCACACUUCUUCUCCGUGGCAAGUGAACAGGAAGGUUCCACGUGUCACCAGAACCCUCCUGCUAAGUUAUUUUUGAACACAUCUGAAAGUUUCCUUCUGGAGACUUCCAGGUCUGUGGCUUAAAAGGAUGAUUCUUUUCCCCCUUGUGGCAUUUUUAUUUAAGGUAAACCAGAGCACAUGUGUAUGUACAUAAGACACACAACACCUAUAAAUACUAUUUAUUCAUUUUAUAUAAACUAAUGUAAUGCAAUAUAAAUUCUUAUGACUGCUUUUAUAGAUGUUCUAGAAACUUUGUACGUAGCUGUCUACAAAAUUAAUUCAUUCCCCUGAAUAUUUUUGCAUUCAUAUUUUGAGGUCUGGAUGUUUUCAGUCUCUGGUGAGUCUUUUUCACUGAGUCUGAACCAUCUGUAAAGUCUGCACUCUGCGGCCGAGCCUGUGCCACCAGGUGAUAGGACAGUCCUGAGAUCCACAGGUGUCACCUAAGGGCUCCACAGCUGACUCGGCAGCAGGCGGCCACACAGUCACGCACUCCCUCCUCAAGUCCAAACAUACCCUGGCAGAGAGAGCAGUCCUAGCCACACAAGGUCACUGUGGAUGUCAUGUGUUCCUUGAUGGUCCCAAAGUCCUGUUUAGGCUUUUUUUUUUUUUUUUUUUUUUUUUUUUUCUACUUUUUGGAGUAUUUUCCAAAAACCAGCUGAAAAUUAGCACAGAAACACAGCUUGGAUGCCAUUUCAUUUGUAAAGCCCCUUCCGGAGCCUAAGCAGAGUGCAGAUGUUCAGGGAGCUGGCCAGGCCUGGCUCUAGAUACAGCUGUGCCUGCAGGUCCCCAUGGAUCCCCACCUGCUAGACCUCGAGGGCAUGGUAUCUGUUCACUGUACCCAAAGCCAUCAGAAAGUCAGGACUACAGGAGAAGGCUACAGGCUGCAUGGGGGGGGAACAAACUUAUACACGUAUUUAUUUCACUUGGAAGGUGUCUAAAAGAUGCCGCCAUUCUCUAUGUUUUCAUUGUUGUGCCUUUGAGUUAAACUGCUUUUCAUUUUUAUUUUUAUUUUUUUGUCUUUCAGUUGAAAUAUGACGUGUACUGUCCCAACAUAAAACAGUGAUUAUUUGACCUUU
This is a messenger RNA of Arvicanthis niloticus (Nile rat), 2746 nucleotides long. It is a transcript of the gene Mxd1, whose product is annotated as MAX dimerization protein 1. The record is from RefSeq and is a predicted model, not a curated record. Gene Ontology annotation, biological process: negative regulation of transcription by RNA polymerase II. NCBI's taxonomy places the organism in Eukaryota, Metazoa, Chordata, Mammalia, Rodentia, Muridae. Gene Ontology annotation, molecular function: RNA polymerase II cis-regulatory region sequence-specific DNA binding; protein dimerization activity; DNA-binding transcription factor activity, RNA polymerase II-specific.